Molecule: messenger RNA, 6253 nt
Organism: Anopheles aquasalis
Lineage: Eukaryota; Metazoa; Arthropoda; Insecta; Diptera; Culicidae
Source: RefSeq, a predicted model, not a curated record
UACACUCUGUUGCUGCAGAAGGCAAUUAGGCUGUUAAAAAGGGUGAAAACUGCGGCAGCCACAAAAAAGGACCAUUUUUUUCCUCUACUACUUCCGGUGGCCAAGCUGUGUCGCGGUUGUCGAUAGUGUUUCGGAAAUUGUGCUAUGAUUCUCACGCGUGGCUUUCGUUCGUAUUGGCGUAGUGAAUGUUGCAAACGCUAGGAUGAAAUCCGUCCCAUGCCGUGCUCGCUGAAAGUGCACCGCGUUUUUCCAGUACGAAUGCCCUGGAGUGACAAAAGUGGCGAAAUCGUUAGUGCAAUGCAAGAACGGUGGUGUGCCUUUUACUCAGUUUAGUGAAUUCAUAUUUCAUCGUUGCCCAAGGAUUGCGAGACAACCAGCACUCCUUCCGGUGGGUGGAGCCGAACGGGAGGGUGGAAGAAAAUUGGAAUACCUCUUCGUCCCACUAGCGACUAGCGGUCAUCGCACAUUUUCGUUGCAAUCAUUUAUGAAAGAGGAUUAUGAAUGUGGACUAAAUCGAUUAACAUCGAGGUGAUAGUGAUUUGCUUUCUCUCGAUCAUUCCGUGGCCGGGACCGAGUGUGUUCAAGAUAUCAUGCUCCCGCGAAAGUUCGCGCGUCGUGCGCAAGAUCGUGCACUCGCGCUGGCUGCCGAUCCUGGAGAAGUACCAGGUAAAGCUCCCGCUCGAGUGUCCCUUCCAUCCGAUGCGCGACAUCUUCGGUCCACAGCAGAGCGCAAAAAAGCAGCACCGGCCGUCGCAGUGGACGUGCGGUUUCUGUGGCAAGAGCUUCUUCGAGGAGCAGCACCUUGACAUGCACUUUGAGAACCGGCACAAGACGAACAUCAACAUGGCCGAGGAUGCAAUCUGUCUGGCGGAUUACUGCGACAUGAUGCGGUGCGAGGUGCUGAUCGCGAAGGAUGCCACACUGGCGUUCGGUGGCGAUCCGAACGCAGUCAGUACGGACAUCGAAGUGUGGAGUGAGGCGACCGCCUAUAGAACCGCAUUAACCACCGCCGGACCGCGUGAUCUGGCGAAGGUGCCGGAAAGCCGGAAAUCGUUGUUACCGAAGAUGCUACAAACACUCAGAGACGACGUGUUCCGGGAUCGAAAGAAUGCCCAGGUGACAACCGGUACGAAGGGGGCGCCCAUGAACUGUGACAAAACGGAGCCUGCGAAGGGGAAGGGAGGUGCGCGAAGAGGCACUAAAGCUUCCGGUGAUGGCAAGGAAGCGAAUGAUCACUUGGUCGAGGACGACGACGAUGAGGAUGACGAGGAUGAGGAUGACGAUGAGGAAGACGAAGAGGAGGAGGAGUCAGAGAACGACAGUAACGCUACGUCACAGUGUGAUCAGCAUCUAGUCGAUUCCUCGCUACCACCAGUGGACCGGAAGCAGCAACGGCUUUCCGAGAUGCAGCGCAUGAAGGCCAACUGCAAGGCGGAGGAGAUCGGGCAGCUGAAAACACGUUGUGAGAUACUCGUGCGUGACUGCAUCAUUGGGCUGCUGGUGCAAGAAGAGCUAUCGUUCGACGACUUCCGUAGUAUGGAGCAGGAGCUUAACCGGGCCGUGUGCUGGUAUCUGACUUGCGAGCGGUACUGGGAAGAUGGUCCCCUCGAGCAGCGACCCUUUCCCUGGGGUCUCGUCUUCGUCCUGGUGAUGGUGCUAUCAAUGGGCGUUUGUCUGUGUUACUACAUCAUCUGGAUACUGUUCGACAGUGAAGAUUUCAGCCACCACCACCAAGGGCCUACGGGCGGCAGUGGUAACAUCAUUGGAUCGACUGGUGGCCACCAUCAUCUCGGAGUGGGACAUCUGACACCACAGCAACUGAGUCAUCAUCGGGGUGCGGGAGGUGUGGCUGGUAGUGGUGGGCGGCACUAUCUCCAGCCGGUGUCUUCCGGAAGUGGCGGUAGCGCUGGUACCGGCAUCUAUCGGUUGCAAGACGGUGGCCACUCGUCAUCGAGUCUCAACAAUCUGACGGCAACGAUCAGCUCCGGUAACGAUCUACUGCAUACGCCACAGAUUCAUGCCUCACCGGGAGGAGCUUCAUCCAUGCUGUACGCCGCAGCCGUGGCAGACGAUGGAGGAUAUGGGUACGCCACCGGUGCUGGUAGCGGGGUAACCAGUGGCGAUGUAUCGCUGGUGGCUUCCGGAUCCGGUGGUGGUAGUGGUGCGGGGGGCCUUGUAUCUGCAUCGGCCACCGGUGGCGGCGAGUUCGGUGAUCUCGGCCAAAGCGAACACUACAUCUACGUGACGUACCCGCCGGAACUGAAGCGGCGGCUGCUGGAAAGGUACGGUAGAGACAUUUAUAUGCAGCUCUUGCGCAAGGAUGUGUACGAUUACUACUAGAGCGAUCUUUCCCUCUGCAAGCGAUGUUUGCUCGUUUCUCGAUGUUACUACUCGUUGCCCUAUCACCUCUUCCUUUUUUCCACCGGUUCCGUUAAGCUGCGUUUUCGGUUUGACCUGCUCACGUUUGUGGUCGGAUAAUGUGGAUUUGCGUUCGGUUUCUUAUGUUUGCUCCUGUUUUCCUUAUGCGUUGCGAUAUGAUGUUUCGUGCUCUUGCAAUCUGCUUUAUCUGUGUGUACUCUUUCUCUCUCUUUUACCAACAUCUUGCGUCCUCCCUCCUUACUCUUAUGUCGGUGUAAACGCGUUGAAUUAAUUUUAAUUAACAUGAAUUGCGUCGUCUUCGACGUGUUUCAUUAUCUGUGUCCAGUAUUGCUUCUCUGCUCAGUUUGCAAUUAAACAAGAUCCUAAACUAGCUCAUGAAUUGGAACACCAUUUUUGAAGGAAAAAUUACUAUAGAUUAGCAAAUUGCUCUAGCUGUCUUUGAUUCGUAUGAAUGCGGUCACAUUAGGCCACAGGGCACAGGAAGAGCGAUCGAUCAGGCAUGAUACACACAUACGAUAGUGUAGAGACCAAAUUAGUGAUAAGGAACGAAGGAAUUUGCCGCAUUGAAAGGUUGUAAGGGAACAUACUAGCAGAAGCAACAGUUCCCGCAAUUUUGUACAUUACCGAAGAGUUAGACGUUUCCCUAUAGUAUAGUACCUAAGGCAAAGCCAGUAAACGCAUUUCGAAUCGUCCUCCUUCGUCUGUCGAAUCUACAUUCAGCGGUAAUUUAGAACGUCUCGGCUUACAUGACCACGCUGCCACUUGAAAGAGUAGGAAAAACCAUGGAUUAGGAUAUUCUAGAAUAGACAAUUAAUGCUAGCAUAAAGUUGAUUGAAAAAGCAGAAAUCAGUAUUUUAACAACAAAGGCGUUUACCUAAGCGCUUUGUGGUGUUCACAGCACUCACGCGUACCAGUAGAAAAUACUUUCUUCACACCCUAGCAGCCCUAGUGAUCUGGAACAAGCUAGAGCGAUCUUGUAGCGCUACAUAACACAGUACAAACUCAAUUUUUCACUCAACUAUAACAGGCAGGGCCUCCUCUCUAGUGAAUGCAGCAGCAGUAAGACUAGCAAUGAAGUAAGUAAUAAAAUGUGGACUCUCGUUUGAGCACAGUAAAGAAUAUUGCUGACUUAUUUCUUUAUCAAUAACAAUUUUCAUCAUAUCCAUGACACAACAUAAUCAGUAGAAUUCAUCUAGAAAGACGAUCGUGAAAUGCAACGUUGUAACAAGCAACUAAACAAGCGACUCAGCAUUUGAACAGUGCAGAUUUCACAGUUUCAAAUUGUUUAUUGUUUCUAGGCUUCCACAGCAAACGACGCAACACAAACGCAUUUACAAUGAUCCAUAUACGUAGAUUCACCCUAAAAUUAACCAAAUCCCAAAUGUCUUCCCAGAGUUGUUGUCUUAGUUGGUGUUCACUGCUUACCUAGAGCGUCUAUAGUUUUAGAACUGCGUGAUUAAAUCCCUACUGUUCCACCUCCUCAUGUAUUCACUAUUGUGUGACUUUCCUCUAUUAAUCCUGUCCAUUUUGCGCCUUGUCUAGAAUUACUUUGGAGAAGUAUCCCAAGUGUUGCGUGUGUAGGCAAGCUGCUGUAAGCAAACCGUAGACUAGAAGAUGCUUGCGAUCCGAUGUGAUCCUGUUUUUUAAUCUUCUAUCCGUCUUCUAUCUUCUAUCCCCCUAUAAUAUCUAAUCUUUAUUCCAUUCCACGCCUUUCGCCCCGUUUUAGUUCCCUCUAGCUGCCACCUAGGUUUUGCUCUGCCUGUGUUGUUCCUCGACUACUGUACUACUUCAUCAUCUUUAUCAUCACCGUUCAGUAACCGUCCGUAACCGCCACAGCGCGCCGACGAGCAUUAGUCAUUUUUGAACGCCCCUAGUAAAGAAAUUGUCCAUUUUACUAGUUCUCCUCCUUUCUCUCUCUCUUUUUCUUGUUACGACCCCUAUCAUAUUUUCGCCAUUUCUUUCUCCCUUUUUCUGCCUUUUUUCGCGUUCUUUUUUAUUGUCAUUCUUUCUCUUUUUCUCUCUUUCUCUAGCUGCUACAAUAGAACGACACGGCUAUGAAAUUUAGAUGAAAUUGAAUCUGAGAUAAAUUUAUAUUAAAAACCAAUAGAAAUCCGCAAUGAUGGCGUUAAGAGUCAGUCGAUAUAAACGUAGCAGAAAUUCUAUCGAAAGCUGUAACUAUAAUAUAAUAGAACCAAAAGAAAGAGAGAAAUCGUGUUGAAUGCACUAUAUUAUAAUGGAGACAUCUUUGCACCGUUUUCUACAGAUUGCUACAAAGUGUCUAGAAAGAGGAAUGUGGGAAUGUAAUACUGUUAUGGAACAAAGCGAUAUGCGACAGUGGAUGCAAAUCUUCAUAGAUUUAAUAGUAAUAAACAAAAAAUUGAUGAUGCGAGAUGAAAUCGAAAGAAACGUUGUGUAAAGCCGACCGAAUCAGUCUAACCGGAGAGUGAAUGAAAUGAAAAGCGAUAGAUUUCUUCGAUUAGUUUUUUGCAUCCUUUUGUUUUCUAGCCAAUGCACUUUUGAUUGUUCUGUAGACAAUCUCGUAAUAUACGUAUACUUAGUUGAAUAGAUUUAUACCGUAGUCUCGUUUCGAAUGAAAUGUGUUAGUAAGAUUUCGUUGCUCCGCUUCGAACCCGUAUAAGAACAGAUAUUUGCAAAUAGAGUUUCAUUAUGAUUUUGGCCCCAAGAUGAGAUCAGGACUAUAUGCCCCUUCUUGUUGGAAAGCUGAUAAAUACGGUGAUAGUGAAUCCUUGCGUCACCGAAGCAAAUUACCGUUCCGUUUCACCGGGAAUUAAGACUGACAAAGUGAAAGGUUUACCAUUUCCGAUUUCAAACCAAUGGAAAGGUAGUUGACAAUCGAUACUAAACGCAGGAAUAGUUCAAACUGUAUCUGCUGCUUUCGUACUAAGCCAUGAUAAUUACAUUUUUAUUUUUCACUUCUCUAACCUUCUGGGUAGAGAUGGCAAACAGCAGUGAGAUUGCAUACGGGAAACGAUUAAUUUUGACUUUUCGCUCCGUGCUGCAAUUUAAGUCAUAAUGUAUUGGCAGCAACAACCACGGAUUCGCGGAUAUCUCUUUAUCCGUACAUUUGUCAAUCCAUAUUUCCCGCUUCUUUUUAUUGAUAAUAUUCUUAAAAGUACAAAUGUGUGAAAGAAGCAGUGAUUCACUGCUCGCCCAGUGAGAGCAAAGUUAGGCUAAAAUAAAUUCAACAAUGAAUCAAUCAUAAGAAACAAGAUUGACGCUAGUGGCUAAUCUGUCGACUCAUAGAAGGAAUGAACAUAGGAACAACCAACGUACAACGAUGAAAAAAGAACGGGAUGUUGCUGCGAAACUAUCAGAACUGUUUUGUGUCCGAUCCGCAACAGAAACUCAGUGAUGUUACGGUAGUAAGACAAGACAGCAGCAACUACCACCAUCCCCACUAUCUAUCUUCAUGCAUAGGAAACACAAUCGAAGAAUUCGAAUAGAACUUAAAUUUUUUAUGAAUCCCUUUUUCUAACAUUCUAUUCGCUCGCUGCAUUUCUGCGCAGUGGAUUGACUAGUAACGAGGGCUUGUAUGAUGAGGAUUAAUAUGAUAAUAGACCAGCAGCGUAGAAUAUGCCAUCCGAUGCCACUUGAACUUGAAUGGUCGCAAAAUGGAUUCUUAACUCCUAUUGAAGCUUUACGAUGUACCAUACGUUUUCUACUGCUACUUUACAUAAACAUCAACUGAACUGUACUUAUUUCAUUCUCAAGGACCACGGACUUUCGUACUACCUGCUACAACACAACGAAUAGUUUUUUGCUUUGGUCAUAUAAAUUAGAAAAUUUGUAAAAUAGGCACUCGUUCCCGACGUAUGUACUGUAGCAAUUGCGAAAAUGAAACAAUCGCUAAACU